CUGGGAUAUCGAAAUCAUCCACCGCCUGGCUCUCAAGUCUCAACAACUGCCACCCCGCCUUUCAACGUACCUUAGCCCACUACCCCGCCGGCGCCCACGGAAGAGAAACAGCUGCAGCUGGGGCCGAGUCUACUUUUUUUCUCUUUCGUUUGUUUCCUUAUCCCCGUGCCCAUACGUCCGACUUUACGGCUAGAUUACCACCCCCAAAACCACCCCCAGCCAUGCCUCCCACGAAGCUCCCGGAAUCCGGCAAUCCGCUGGUCUUUUUCGACAUCACACUCGGUGGUGAACCGCUCGGCCGCAUCACGUUCGAGCUCUUCAAGGAUGUAGUCCCCAAGACGGCUGAGAACUUUCGUCAGUUCUGCACCGGCGAGUCCAAGGAUGCCCGGGGUCGUCCGCAGGGCUACAAGGCCUCCAAGUUCCACCGUAUCAUCCAAGGCUUCAUGUGUCAGGGCGGCGACUUUUUAAACGGCGACGGUACCGGCUCGGUAUGCAUCUACGGCACCUCCAAGUUCGCCGAUGAGAACUUCAACCUGAAGCACGACCAGCCUGGUCUGCUCUCCAUGGCCAACGCCGGACCCAACACAAACGGCUCCCAAUUCUUCAUCACCACCGUCCCGACUCCCUUCCUGGACAACAAGCACGUCGUCUUUGGCAAGGUCGUCGACGGUAUGGACAUUGUCAAGAUGAUGGAGGCCACCAAGACGGGGUACCGCGGCAAGGACCAGCCGAACCAGGACGUUGUCAUUGCGCAGUGUGGUGAGAUGUGAGGAUGGUUUUGGUUGAUAAAAUCCUAAGGUGAUGAGCUAUGAGGCGGGAUGAGCAAGGACAUGUUGUUUGGGCAGUCUUGCUGCCCGCCUUGUGAGGCUGUAGCAUCAGAAUCCCACGUUCUGGCUCGUGAUACAUGGAGUUCGGAGCGAGGAAGCUACCGUAUGCGAGGCGAGAGAGGGAUAGGAUGACAUCCGGCUUGCCCGCUGGGUUCACAUGUUCACCUAGCAAGUUGACUUGAUCUGGUUCAAGGCCCAAAACCCC
Molecule: messenger RNA, 1032 nt
Organism: Colletotrichum scovillei
Lineage: Eukaryota; Fungi; Ascomycota; Sordariomycetes; Glomerellales; Glomerellaceae
Product: cyclophilin type peptidyl-prolyl cis-trans isomerase/CLD
Exons: 5
Coding region: 222-770 (182 amino acids)
Biological process (GO): protein folding; protein peptidyl-prolyl isomerization
Cellular component (GO): intracellular membrane-bounded organelle
Molecular function (GO): peptidyl-prolyl cis-trans isomerase activity
Source: RefSeq, a predicted model, not a curated record